Messenger RNA from Aspergillus piperis CBS 112811, 1201 nucleotides. RefSeq names its product zinc-finger domain-containing protein. The annotation marks the transcript as partial. The transcript is spliced from 3 exons. The record is from RefSeq and is a predicted model, not a curated record. Gene Ontology annotation, biological process: mitochondrial electron transport, NADH to ubiquinone. Lineage: Eukaryota; Fungi; Ascomycota; Eurotiomycetes; Eurotiales; Aspergillaceae.
UUGAAGACCGACAGCCAGCAGAAUGGCCGUGAUUGCAAAGCCGAAAUUCCCAGGCGGCAGAAUCCCACCGCAUCAGCCGCAGGAGCGCCGCCGAUUGGCCGGCGGCUCAAGCGCAGCAGCUCCCGCAAACUGGAAACCUCAUCCAAUCUCUCUCCAACCCGAGUCCUUUCGUCCUCACCUCCGCUCCAUCCGCCAGCUACUCUCGAGUCCCAUUCCGGACCUCAAUUGCCCAGCAUGUUGCCCUGCUUCCGCAGCCGGGUCGCGACCCUCUCCUCCACCUUCACCCCCCGAUUCGCUGCCCGGGCCAGCUACUCGACCACCGUCCCUCGCCUCUCCGAGAACUUCAUCCCUGCCAACGACCCGACCCCGCCUACCGCUAAGCCGAAUGUCUCUGGCACCAAUGCUACUCCCGUUGACGCCAUGGGCGGCUGGGAUGCUCCCCUGAGGGAGGAACCCGAGGCGGGCGAGCGCACCCGUCACCUCCAGGCUCCCAACCGGGCUACCACCUGGGCUGCCAGCCAGCAGCCGAAGGAGAAGGCCAUGGUUGGUCCUCGCUUCGAGCAGACGAUAAUGGAGUUGCAGCCCCAACCCUUGGCUGCCAUUGAGCUCAUCCACAGACAGCCUGUCCGCUGGACGAAAAAGCGCGUCGUCAGCUGUGACGGUGGUGGCGGUCCCCUGGGCCACCCCAAGGUCUUCAUCAACACCGACAAGCCCGAGAUUGCUACCUGCGGCUACUGCGGUCUUCCCUUCGCCCACGAGCAACACCGUGCCUACCUCAAGUCCCUCCCCGCCACCAGCUACCCUCUCGAGCCCACCGGUGAUGCCGCCGAGGUGAACGAGAGCCAGCGUGUGACCGAGGGUGGAUUCGAGCAGCGGUAAAAUUGAUUUUAUAGGCGUUGACGAUGUUUUGUUUUUAUCCUUUAGCCAUACGGCUGUUGUACAGAUGUACCAGGUCAAUGAAGUCGUUAGAUUGAAUGUUUUCAAUUUCUAGGAUAUAUAGUCUGAGAUAUCCACACGUACGCCAUCCACUCUACACCACUCAGACAUAUACUCUACACAAUCACAACCGCACCCCCCCACCACUACCACGACCAUCACAACCACCAAGUCAAGCCUUCUCACCCUGAAUCGUAGCAACCACCUUCCGAGAGUGUCUCAUGGCCCUAAACUCCAGGUACCAAAUACCCUGCCAUGUGCCCGU